GACCAACGAAUAUACAGCGGGAGGAAGUGGAGACGCGUCGUCCAUCUCCAUGUAGGCCGUGGACCAAGCUAAACGAUGACGCCCCGUUCAACCAGCCAAUAACGUGAAGCUGCGAAAGGUGACAUAUUCCCCAAAAACUGCGGUCAGUUUUAUUCUGCAAUGACAGAUAAAGUUCAAGAGCUCGUGUCAAAGUGUCUUCAGGCCCGGGACAUGGCAUACUGUCCCUACAGUCGGUUCCCGGUCGGUGCUGCCAUAUUAACAGCAGAUGGCGCUAUAAUCUCAGGCUGUAAUGUGGAGAAUGCCUCCUACGGUCUGACAGUGUGUGCUGAGCGGACGGCCAUUCAGAGGGCCGUGGUGGAAGGACACACACAGUUCACUGCCAUCGCUGUGACAUGUGAUAUCAAAGACCGUUUUGUUGGGCCAUGUGGAGCAUGUCGACAGGUUCUUAUGGAGUUUGGAUCAGACUGGACUGUAUACUUGACCAAGCCAGACGGAUCUUACAAAAAAACCAGCCUUAAUGAACUUUUGCCUCUAGCCUUUUCUCCAGCUGACCUUCUGAAGAAGAACUGAUGAAGCCUCAGCAGCAUCACUUUUUUAGUAGCCUACUAAAGUACUUUUACAGAUUAAGUGCUUUUUUUUUUAGCUGCAAUGAAUUGUGUUAUAGCAUCACAGCAAAUUAGGGU
This is a messenger RNA of Etheostoma cragini (Arkansas darter), 683 nucleotides long. Its product is annotated as zgc:103586. Gene Ontology annotation, cellular component: cytosol. The coding region runs from base 160 to 570 and encodes 136 amino acids. The record is from RefSeq and is a predicted model, not a curated record. The transcript has 6 exons. Gene Ontology annotation, molecular function: cytidine deaminase activity; zinc ion binding. Lineage: Eukaryota; Metazoa; Chordata; Actinopteri; Perciformes; Percidae.